GUCGGACUCUUCUCCUCAGACUCUCCCUGUUUCUGUGCGCCUCUACCAGAAUCAAAACAUUCUCAUUUCUUGAUUGUUUACCUUUAAAUAGAUUAAUCCAUGUUCUCUCGUACCCUCUUUCUCUCUCUCUGUCUUUCUUUCUUUCUCUCUGGAGAGAGAAAGAGAGAGCUGGGUCAGCCAAACAACCACCACGCUGUCAAGUCCCGAAACCAUCGGUCUUUCGCAUUUCUAGGCUCAACCCACCCAACCCACUCCCGCAAAUAUCUCUUUCUGUCUCACUCACAUGACCCACAUUGCAAAUCAGAACAAUCUCCAAUACCCAUCAUUUUUUUUUCAAUUUCUUUUUCAUUUUUUCAUUUUUUUUUUUUUAGAUUUUCCAUCCAUGUCCUCUGUUUCCAUCCAAUUUCAUCUCUAAUCUUUCAAUUAACUUGGAACUCUUUUGAUUGAUCGUUCGACUGAAAUAAAAGCAGAGAAAGGCUGCCACCGGAAACACCUGCAUCGAGAACAUUUAUUUUUUUUAUUUUCACAUUUUAAUCUUUUUUAUGUUCAGUGCAGGGUUUUCUGGUCUGGUUUUUUUCAUAGUCAAAUUUAAAAUUUGACAUUGUAUUCGUGUUUGUUGCUUUUUGAUUGUAAAAUUUAAAGUUUCAAUUUUGCAGUCUCUGUAACAUUCUUUGUCGCAUUUGCUUCCCCUUUGUUUUAAAUUUUCUUUGGUUCAUUGAUUUCCUCUACACCCUCAUUUUCAUUAAAAAUAUCGAAACUUUGCCAGUUGGAAGAUAAUUCUGGGACUUGUGCUGCAUUUUUCUUUUGUCUGAAGUUUCUGGGAACCUGAGGUUAAUCAGAAGACAGCAAUUAGAAAUAAGGGGCCGGUUUUCAUUAUCUAGUAUAAUUGAUUUUUGAGUUGAAUUUUGAGCACCCAGAUUGAGAUUUGAGGAAAUAUGAUUGGCUGAAACUGGAAGCUCCCCUAGGAAAAAUGUAGGUGUACCCAUUUAAUUAAUGGUUGCAACUUUGCGAAGGGGUUUGUUGUACAUUUUUAGAACGUUCUUAGGUGAGAAUAUGGGCUGCAUUUGCUCCAAAGGAGCCUCAGACAAUGAAAAAGUUUAUGACUAUGAGAGAGAGAAGGAGCCGAACAAGUCUUCGGUUCAAAUGGUGGCUCCUGCUCCCUCAAAGAGAGAAGAGUUUGGACAUGAAGUUGGAGUGGUUGAUGGCUCAUUUUUUCGGGUAGCUACGACGGCCUCACAAGCGCAUUUUGAAUGUGUCAAUGCAGCAGAUGACAAUGAAGAGAAGAAAAGGAUGGCUGUGAAAAGACCAGGCAGUGGCCAUCACCAGAGAUGGGCAACAAUGGAUUUGGGAUCGAGUGGAGGACAUCCGGAAAUGUCUAGGAUUGUUAGCAUGCCCAAUGGUGCUAAAGGAGAGCAAGUUGCGGCCGGAUGGCCUUCUUGGUUAUCUUCAGUUGCUGGAGAUGCCAUCAAAGGGUUGUUGCCUCGACGGGCAGAGUCGUUCCAGAAAUUGGACAAAAUUGGACAAGGAACUUACAGCAGUGUAUAUAAGGCUUGUGACCUUGAAACUGGAAAAAUUGUUGCAAUGAAGAAAGUUCGAUUUGUAAAUAUGGAUCCAGAAAGUGUCCGAUUUAUGGCUAGAGAAAUCCAUAUUCUGCGUAAACUUGACCAUCCGAAUGUUAUGAAGCUUGAGGGAUUAGUUACUUCAAGAAUUUCAAGCAGCUUGUACCUUGUCUUUGAGUACAUGGACCAUGACCUUGCUGGGCUUGCAGCAACACGUAGCAUCACAUUUACUGAACCACAGAUUAAAUGUUAUAUUCAACAAUUGCUUCGUGGCCUUGAGCACUGCCAUAGUCGUGGUGUCCUGCACCGAGACAUCAAGGGUUCGAAUCUUCUGAUUGACAAUAAUGGAGUUCUUAAGAUUGGAGACUUUGGUCUGGCCAACUUUUAUGAUCCUGAUCAAAAGCAGCCAUUGACUAGUCGUGUCGUAACUCUGUGGUAUAGAGCACCGGAACUUUUGCUUGGUGCUACGGAAUAUGGAGUUGCUAUUGAUUUGUGGAGCACUGGUUGCAUCCUUGCAGAACUGAUUGCUGGGAAGCCUAUUAUGCCGGGAAGAACGGAGGUGGAACAAAUGCAUAAGAUUUUUAAGCUUUGUGGGUCGCCCUCUGAGGACUACUGGCAGAGAUCAAGAUUACCUCAUGCAACUAGUUUCAAACCUCAACACCCGUACAAGCGUUGCGUUUUUGAGACAUUCAAAGACUUUCCUUCUUCGGCUUUGGCUCUUGUUGAUAAACUCCUUUCAGUAGAACCAGAGAAUCGAGGAUCAGCUGCUUCUGCACUUAGAAGUGAGUUCUUCACAACCAAGCCCCUACCUUGUGACCCAUCAAGUUUACCGAAAUAUCCUCCAAGCAAGGAGUUCGAUGCCAAGCUUCGAGAUGAGGAAGCAAGAAGGCGGAAAGCUGCGACUGUAAAAGUACAUGGUCCUGAAUCUGUUAAAAGGGGUUCAAGAGAUACCAAUGCAGUGCGAACACCAGAAUUCAAUGCCCAGGGAGAUAUUUCUUUGAAGGGACAGUCAAAUCCCAAAGCCUCAAGUCAUAAGUAUGAUCCCCUGGAGGAUGGUGGGUCUGGUUUCCGGAUGGAGCCGCCUAGAGGAGCGAGGCAGAAUGGCUUCUCUAGUUCUAGUUCAAUGGUACACCCCUGUGCAAUAGGAACAUCAUGGAAUAAGACGGCAGCCUCUGCAAGAAACAGUGGCGAGUCACAGGUGCAGAAGUCUCACAUAACUCAGGCAGCCCCUGGAAAAGAACUUGGAAUGGGUUAUGUACCAAAGAAGAACAGAAUCCACUACUCUGGACCAUUGAUGCCCCCGGGGGGAAACAUUGAAGAAAUGCUCAAAGAGCAUGAGAGACAAAUCCAACAGGCUGUCCGUAAAGCGCGCCUUGACAAGACCAGGACCAAUAAAAGCUAUGAUAAUUCCCAUUAAAGAAAUGUGUGAUGAUCCUCAAAAUAUGAAACUCCUGUGCCUUGGUAGGAAGGCAUUCUGUAUGUAUGACUUAGCUGUUCAGCUGACCAGUGACUGCAAUUUGCAAUCCAGUAGGAAACUACUUUCAUGAUCACCAAAUAUUGAUAGAGAUAAUAUGCCAUUAAGGUUUAACCAAGAAUGUUCCCCCACUCGGCCGAGGAAAAAGAAGAAGAAAGAAAAAAAGAGAGAAAGAAGUACAGAUUGCUUUUAAAUUGUCAAGUUGGAAGGGUCUGGGCAUUUCUUUCAUUGCUUGGACAGGAUGGGAAGGUUGUUGCUUUGUAUAGUGGAAAGGGUUUGUUCAGUGGAAGUCAGUAUAUAUUCAUUUUGUU
Alnus glutinosa is the source of this 3344-nucleotide messenger RNA. Its product is annotated as probable serine/threonine-protein kinase At1g09600. The transcript is spliced from 8 exons. Gene Ontology annotation, cellular component: cyclin-dependent protein kinase holoenzyme complex; nucleus. The record is from RefSeq and is a predicted model, not a curated record. NCBI's taxonomy places the organism in Eukaryota, Viridiplantae, Streptophyta, Magnoliopsida, Fagales, Betulaceae. Gene Ontology annotation, molecular function: ATP binding; cyclin-dependent protein serine/threonine kinase activity; RNA polymerase II CTD heptapeptide repeat kinase activity. Gene Ontology annotation, biological process: positive regulation of transcription elongation by RNA polymerase II; protein phosphorylation. The coding region runs from base 994 to 2976 and encodes 660 amino acids.